UUGUUCCCUCCCCCUCACUGAUCUGCAAGUGUGCAGAUGGGUGUGAUCGACACAUGGUCAGUGAGUGAAGAUUAGCACACGAGCAGAGUUUUGUAUCAGAGCACACUUUUGUUCCCGCUCAGAGUGAGUGAAACUACACCAGGAGACAUUGAGCUGUUCAGUCUGUCUGAAGGUAGUGAUGGAUCCGGUGGCUUCUCCCUGUGGACACAGCUACUGCACGAACUGUGUUAAAAGCUUCUGGGAUGAAGAAAACACGAAGGAUAACAACAGCUGCCCUCAGUGUAGGCAGACCUUCACACCGAGGCCUGUCCUGGGGACAGUCCCAGCUGCAGCAGAAAGGACUGAGAGGCAGAGAGAGCUGGAGCUGAGUCGACUAAAAAUCCAGCAGAGAAUCCAGGACAGAGAGAAAGAUGUGAAGGAGCUUCAACAGGAGGUGGAGGCUAUCAAUCGCUCUGCUGAUAAAACAGUGGAGGACAGUGAGAAGAUGUUCACUGAGCUGAUCCGUCUGAUGGAGAAAAGAAGGUCUGAUGUGAAGCAGCAGAUCAGAUCCCAGCAGAAAACUGAAGUGAGUCGAGUCAAAGAGCUUCAGGAGAAGCUGCAGCAGGAGAUCACUGAGCUGAAGAGGAAAGAUGCUGAGCUGAAGCAGCUCUCACACACAGAGGAUCACAACCAGUUUCUACACAACUACCCCUCACUGUCACAACUCAGUGAAUCUACAGACUCAUCCAGCAUCAAGAUCCGACCUCUGACGUACUUUGAGGAUGUGACAGCAGCUGUGUCAGAGCUCAGAGAUAAACUACAGGACAUUCUGACAGAGAAAUGGACAAACAUCUCACUGACACUGACUGAAGAGGAUGUUUUACUGCCACAACCAGAGCCCAAGACCAGAGCUGAGUUCUUAAGAUAUUCACAGGAAAUCACACUGGAUCCAAACACAGUAAACACCCAGCUGUCUUUAUCUGACGGGAACAGAAGAGCAACAUUAAUGAGAGAAGAGCAGGUUUAUUCUAGUCACCCAGACAGAUUCAUCAGAUGGCGUCAGGUCCUGAGCAGCAAAAAUCUGACUGGACGUUGUUACUGGGAGGUGCAGUGGAGCAGGAAGAGAGUUACAGUAGCAGUCGCAUACAAGAACAUCAGCAGAGCAGGGUCCAUGACUGAGUGCGCGUUUGGAUUCAACAAUAAAUCUUGGGCGUUAGAGUGUAACAGCAGCAGUAGUUAUAAAUUCAUUCAUAACAGCAUCAAAACUCCAGUGUCAGGCCCCUGGACCUCCAGAGUAGGAGUGUACCUGGAUCACAGAGCAGGUAUUCUGUCCUUCUACAGCGUCUCUGAAACCAUGAAUCUCCUCCACAGAGUCCAGACCACAUUCACUCAGCCUCUCUAUGCUGGACUGUGGUUUAGUGGAUAUAACGGAGCCACUGCUGAGUUCUGUGAACUGAAGUAGACAGAAGAUAAGGAGGGAAACUGGGAAUUUGUUUUUGCAUGUGGAAACCCACAAAUUAAAGUGUCUAAAUAUGGACUGCAUUAUUGUGCCAUAUCCUUUCUCAUAUAUAUAUUUGUUCACAUGAAAUCAUCAAACCUGUAAUAUUAUGAUCAGAAUGACCAUUUAUCUUCCUGCACAGUGUUUAAAUAUUGGUUUUGUAGCUGCUGAACAAACUUUGGAGCUGACUUUUAAAGUAUAAAUAAACACAGAUGAAAACAC
Messenger RNA from Lates calcarifer (barramundi perch), 1699 nucleotides. Its product is annotated as tripartite motif-containing protein 16-like. The transcript has a single exon. Lineage: Eukaryota; Metazoa; Chordata; Actinopteri; Centropomidae. The record is from RefSeq and is a predicted model, not a curated record. Bases 179 to 1441 code for a protein of 420 amino acids. Gene Ontology annotation, molecular function: protein binding.